UGAGAGUUUAGUACCAGCAGGGGGAGGUAACGAGGCCAACUGCUGUUAAAGGCCGAAGAAGAAGAAGCUGCUGCCCUCACUGUCGAAACGGAAUGGCGGCUUUGGCAGAAACCAUGGAGAUUUCUCAGGGGGAGAGUUCAGCCAAGCCUGCAGCUGAAGACAUGACGUCAAAGGACUACUACUUUGACUCGUAUGCCCACUUUGGAAUCCACGAGGAGAUGCUGAAAGAUGAGGUUCGUACUCUGACGUACCGUAACUCGAUGUUCCACAACAAGCAUUUAUUUAAGGACAAGGUUGUGCUGGAUGUGGGCAGCGGUACGGGUAUCCUCUGCAUGUUUGCUGCUAAAGCUGGAGCCAAGAAGGUCAUUGGGAUAGAAUGCAGCAGUAUCUCAGACUACGCUGUGAAGAUCGUCAGUGCGAACAAGCUGGAUGAUGUGGUGACCAUCAUCAAAGGCAAAGUGGAAGAGGUGGAGCUGCCAGUAGAUGGAGUUGACAUCAUCAUCUCAGAGUGGAUGGGUUACUGCUUGUUCUAUGAGUCGAUGCUCAACACUGUCAUUUAUGCCCGGGAUAAAUGGUUGAAGCCAGAUGGACUCAUAUUUCCAGACCGGGCCACCCUCUAUGUCACAGCCAUUGAAGACAGGCAGUAUAAGGACUACAAAAUCCACUGGUGGGAAAACGUGUACGGCUUUGACAUGUCGUGCAUCAAGGAAGUGGCAAUUAAAGAACCUCUGGUGGACGUGGUGGACCCCAAGCAGCUGGUCAGCAACGCCUGUCUUAUCAAGGAGGUGGACAUUUACACGGUGAAGACGGAGGACCUGUCCUUCACCUCACCUUUCUGCCUGCAAGUGAAGAGGAACGACUACAUCCACGCCCUGGUUACCUACUUCAACAUCGAGUUCACCCGCUGUCACAAGAGGACCGGCUUCUCCACCAGCCCAGAGUCUCCUUACACCCACUGGAAGCAGACGGUCUUCUACUUGGACGACUACCUGACUGUCAAGACCGGAGAGGAAAUCUUCGGCACAAUUAGCAUGAAGCCCAACAUCAAGAACAACAGAGACCUGGACUUCACCGUAGACAUCGACUUCAAGGGUCAGCUGUGUGAGAUGUCAAAGACGUCGGAGUACAGGAUGCGCUAGGAGCCACUGUCCCUGUGUCCGGUUCCAUCCUGUUUGGAGGACAUCCAUGUGGGAGUCUCUGUACAGCAGUUUUACUUUUUCCUGGAGC
Thalassophryne amazonica is the source of this 1227-nucleotide messenger RNA. RefSeq names its product protein arginine methyltransferase 1 (gene prmt1). The transcript is spliced from 10 exons. Lineage: Eukaryota; Metazoa; Chordata; Actinopteri; Batrachoidiformes; Batrachoididae. Gene Ontology annotation, cellular component: nucleus. Bases 93 to 1139 code for a protein of 348 amino acids. The record is from RefSeq and is a predicted model, not a curated record. Gene Ontology annotation, molecular function: protein-arginine N-methyltransferase activity.